AUCAAGACUGGACGUCGGCGCUUUUCGAGAAUAAGUACAAUGUAAGCAAACUGUUUGGCCCUAUAAUGAAAUCACCUACAAAGUAGCACUGAUUCUUAUAUCCUCCCAGGAACAGAGUAUCGUUUUAGCCUACUAGAAACGUCUAGAAGCCCUAGCAAACCCAGCAUCAACCCAUUUAUGUUAGUAUUUAUAGAGAAACCUCACAAGCGUAACAGAUGUAGCAACAGAUGUAGCAACAGAUGUAGCAACAAACAACAGUCAGACUUUCUCCUCUGCUUCUCUCUUCUCUCACCGUCUCGAUCGCAUCAUAACAGGACGAGUUUGCCAAUGCCACACACCGUCGAAGAAAACAUCCUCACCGCACCUGACGGCCGUUUCCAUCAAGUAAUGCUUCCCCGCACGCAACUCCGGCCGACUAUCGUGACAUGCAAUCUUAGAGUCAUAGGCGGCCAUCUAGAAGCCCUCGCUCACCAACGCUCGCACACGUGCCAUAACGCUCUGCGCCCAGUGCGGCGUGGCCACGUCGGCUGCGUACCUAAUGGGAACCAUCGUGAGAUUUCUAGGCCGGGGCUCCGCGUGGUACGGCAGCGUGUCGGUCCACUCCGGCGCGCCGCCAAUACUCACGAUGCCCGCUGGGGGUCUGACGCCUUCGCGCCGGGCGGUCUCGUGCUGGACGCAGUUGUGGGCGCGAGGCCUGGCGGCGGUGCAACGCUGACUGAUGGCGGGCAUCGUGAAGAUGGGCGCUGGGGCAAGGUUCUGCGCAGUCAGUCGGGGGGGUGGCACGGUUGCUGUUACGUAGGGUGAGGCCACGGGAUGGGUGCCACGCGCGUUCUGGCGUUCAGGAACCGCCGCCGAUCUGCAGGCCCGCUUGGUUGGAGGCGGGGCGGUCGGAGUGCCUGUGUGUGGUUUGGCCUGCAU
Molecule: messenger RNA, 918 nt
Organism: Mytilinidion resinicola
Lineage: Eukaryota; Fungi; Ascomycota; Dothideomycetes; Mytilinidiales; Mytilinidiaceae
Exons: 1
Coding region: 178-804 (208 amino acids)
Source: RefSeq, a predicted model, not a curated record